AUGGUCUUGGAAAGGGUAAAGCAAAUGGCAGCCCAGCUGACUGGUCAGCUGCCACCACCUCACCCAUUGGACCCUCUCUCAUCAAGUGAGAUCAAGGAGGCAGUCGAGAUCGUUCGCAAGGAGUACAACGAUGUAUUCUUCAAUGCUGUCACUUUGUGGGAGCCUAGGAAGAAGCAGAUGAUGGCCUGGUUAGCUUCGCCUGAUGCUGCCGAGAGACCUCAUCGAGUAGCAGAUAUCGUUGCAAUUGGUCGAGGAAGCAAAGUCUUUGAUGGCACUGUCGACCUGGAGGAGAAGAAGAUACUGAGCUGGGAGCUUACAGAGGGUGUGCAGCCGUUGAUCACCAUGGAGGACCUAAAUACCGUCGAGAAAGUGGUUCGUACGGAUCCCAAGGUCAUUGAACAGUGCGGAAUCAUCGGUAUCCCACCCCAGGACAUGCACAAAGUAUACUGCGACCCGUGGACCAUCGGUUACGACGAGCGAUUUGGAAGCAACGUUCGUCUGCAACAGGCUCUGAUGUACUACCGCCCUCAUCCCGAUGACAGCCAAUACACAUAUCCUCUGGACUUUUGCCCUAUCUUCAACGCAGACACACAGGAGAUCAUUCACAUCGACGUUCCGAAAGUGAGAAGGCAGCUCAACCAAGCACCACCUAGCAACUUCCACGGUGAGCAUAUCGAGAAGGAGAUUGGCCUCAGGACCGACAUCAAGCCGAUCGAAAUCACACAACCCCAAGGUGUAUCUUUCGAUCUCGAUGGACGUACACUCAAGUGGCAGAACUGGUCUGUUCACGUCGGAUUCAACUAUCGCGAGGGUAUCGUCUUGAGUAACAUCAGUUUCAACGACAGAGGCAAUGUCAGACCUAUCUUCUACAGAAUGUCGCUUGCCGAGAUGGUGGUACCUUACGGAAAUCCUGAACACCCACAUCAACGCAAGCAUGCAUUUGAUCUCGGCGAGUACGGUGCUGGGUACAUGACCAAUAGCUUGACCCUUGGAUGUGACUGCAAGGGUGCCAUCCAUUAUUUGGAUGCCGAUUUCGUCAACAGAGCAGGUGAUGCGCAAACCAUCAAGAACGCCAUCUGUAUCCACGAAGAGGAUGCUGGUAUCUUGUUCAAGCACACCGACUUCAGAGAUGAAUCAUGUACUGUGACUCGUGGUCGCAAGCUUAUCAUUUCGCAAAUUUUCACCGCAGCCAACUAUGAGUACUGCGUAUACUGGAUCCUCAUGCAAGACGGUACUAUUCAGCUCGAGAUCAAGCUGACUGGUAUCCUGAACACAUACGCGCUCAACCCUGGUGAAUCAGCCGCUCCAUGGGGAACAGAAGUAUAUCCAGGUGUCAAUGCCCACAACCAUCAGCAUUUGUUCUGUUUGCGUCUAGAUCCCAACAUCGAUGGACCAAGCAACACUGUGUUCCAAGCCGAUGCAGUACGAGGCGAUGGUGAAGUCGGAAGCGCAGAAAACUACUAUGGCAAUGCCUUCUACGCCAAAAAGACUCCACUCAAGACCCCUGCCACCGGCAUGAGCGACUACGACGGUAACACCAGUCGCACCUGGGAUAUGGCCAACACCAGCAAGAUCAAUCCUUACUCGAAGAAGCCAGUCUCGUACAAGCUCGUGAGCCGAGAGGUCCCACCUCUCCUUCCCAAGGAAAACAGUCUCGUAUGGAAAAGAGCAGGAUUUGCCAGGCAUGCUGUCCACGUUACCAAGUACUCGGACGAUCAGAUUCAUCCUGCUGGUCGCCAUGUACCCCAGACUUCUGGUGAGCCUUCGCAAGGUAUUCCGGCAUGGAUUUCGGAGGAUCCAGAGGCAAAUUUAGAGCAGGAGGAUGUCGUUCUCUGGCACUGCUUUGGACUCACGCAUUUCCCUGCUCCUGAGGACUAUCCCAUCAUGCCUGCCGAGCCCAUGACUGUGCUGCUCCGACCUCGCAACUUCUUCACGCAAAACCCCUGUAUGGAUGUGCCUCCGAGCUACUCGAGCACACCCACACAAAUGGCAGCUGGCAAGGGCGGUGUCAAGAGUGUUGUUGAUGGUAUCAGUAGACUGGCCUUUUCCGAUAAGACCAAGGGUGGUAGCAAUGACUGCUGCGGCAAAUGA
Messenger RNA from Aureobasidium namibiae CBS 147.97, 2091 nucleotides. RefSeq lists its product as uncharacterized. Gene Ontology annotation, biological process: amine metabolic process. The record is from RefSeq and is a predicted model, not a curated record. Gene Ontology annotation, molecular function: quinone binding; primary methylamine oxidase activity; copper ion binding. The transcript is spliced from 3 exons. The coding region runs from base 1 to 2091 and encodes 696 amino acids. NCBI's taxonomy places the organism in Eukaryota, Fungi, Ascomycota, Dothideomycetes, Dothideales, Saccotheciaceae.